GUGUAGAUGUCAAUUCCAUUUUGACAACCGCUUAUAAGAUUCCAGCGAUUGGGUUUUCUUUGUUCUAUCAAUUCAUCCGAUUCCAAUCUUUCUCUUCUGACUCUUCUUGAAAAAAAUUAAUAAAAAACAGAAAAGAAAAGAGAGAUGGGAGGAGGAAAUGGGCAGAAAGCCAAGAUGGCAAGAGAGAAGAACCUGGAGAAGCAGAAAGCUGCCAAAGGUAGCCAGCUUGAAACAAACAAAAAAGCGAUGACCAUUCAGUGCAAGGUAUGCAUGCAGACAUUCAUCUGCACCACGUCAGAGGUGAAAUGCAAGGAGCAUGCCGAAGCGAAGCAUCCGAAGAACGAUCUCGUUCAGUGUUUUCCUCAUCUCAAGAAAUAGAAGCAGUUAUGUUUGUGAAACUUCAUUUCAAUGUGGUUAGAUCGUGUCUUCCCAUCCAUGUUCUACUUCUGCUGUUGUAAUUGCUGGAGUCUUAUGCCUAAGGUGUAAACCCCAUUUCUCGUCUACCUAUCUCAACAUGAGUGCUUGUGGAUGUGUUUUAA
Magnolia sinica is the source of this 539-nucleotide messenger RNA. RefSeq lists its product as uncharacterized. The transcript is spliced from 3 exons. The record is from RefSeq and is a predicted model, not a curated record. NCBI's taxonomy places the organism in Eukaryota, Viridiplantae, Streptophyta, Magnoliopsida, Magnoliales, Magnoliaceae. Bases 145 to 378 code for a protein of 77 amino acids.